Messenger RNA from Cordyceps militaris CM01, 2427 nucleotides. RefSeq names its product glycosyl hydrolase, putative. The record is from RefSeq and is a predicted model, not a curated record. Gene Ontology annotation, biological process: glucan catabolic process. The transcript has 6 exons. NCBI's taxonomy places the organism in Eukaryota, Fungi, Ascomycota, Sordariomycetes, Hypocreales, Cordycipitaceae. Gene Ontology annotation, molecular function: beta-glucosidase activity. Bases 1 to 2427 code for a protein of 808 amino acids.
AUGCUUUUACCUCUGCUGGCGAGUCUGGCCCUGCUCCAUCCCGCCGUGGGCAGGCAGACCUACCUGAGAUCAGAGGCCGAUGCAUACCAGCACUCACCAGACGUGCUUCCGUCGCCACAAAUCAGCGGGCAGAAUGAAUGGGCAGAUGCUUUUGUCAAGGCCAAGGCCAUGGUCGACCAGAUGACACUGGAGGAAAAAGUAAACACGCGGAGCUCUCUCACACUAUUGAACUGUACUGACACAGUCCAGGUCACCCUGACUGGCGGCGUGGAUCUCAAGUCGGGCUGCUCGGGCACGAUUGCUGGUAUCCCCCGGCUCAAGUUCCCCGGCCUGUGCUUGAAUGACGCCGGCAACGGCGUCCGCGCAACCGACAACGUCAGCGGUUUUGCCAGCGGCAUCGGCGUCGGCGCGAGCUGGAACAAGGAUCUCGCGCGCAAGCGUGGCGCGGCCCUCGGAGGCGAGAACCGACGCAAGGGCGUCAACGUCAUGCUGGGACCUGUCGUUGGUCCUGCCUGGACCGUUGUCAAAGGAGGCCGCAACUGGGAAGGCUCCUCGGCCGAUCCGUACCUCUCCGGUGUUCUGUCGGCCGAGACUGUCCGAGGCGUGCAGAGCCAAAACGUGAUGACGAGUGUCAAGGUAUGUUGGCAGGCCCUUGCGGUCACUUGGGAGGAUGGCGCGCUGACACUUCUGCAGCAUUAUAUCGGCAAUGAGCAAGAGCUCUACCGCGCGCCUGAGGGUGAUAUCGCGGCUGUCUCGUCCAACAUCGAUGACAAGACGAUGCAUGAGCUAUAUCUCUGGCCCUUUGUCGACUUGGUCAAGGCCGGAGCCGCCAACGUCAUGUGCUCGUAUAACCGACUCAACCAGACGUAUGCCUGCGGAAACAGCAAGACGCUGAAUGGACUUCUCAAGACGGAGCUUGGCUUUCAGGGAUUUGUGGUUUCGGACUGGGGAGCGCAGCACUCAUUCAGCGAUGCUCCCAACGGACUUGACAUGGGCAUGCCCAACUCGGAUCCCUUCUGGGGCGCAAACCUCGUCAACGCCGUCAAGAACGGAACCUUGGCCGAGUCGCGCGUAACGGACAUGGCCAUGAGAAUCAUUGCAUCUUGGUACCAGCUCAAGCAGGACGACCCCAGCUUCCCCGAGCCCGGCAUCGGCAUGCCUGGCAACCUCAGCGCGCCGCACCGCAUUAUCGAGGGCCGCGAUCCCGCCGACCUGCCCGUCAUCCUCCAGGGUGCCAUUGAGAGCCACGUGCUCGUCAAGAACGACCACAACACGCUGCCCCUCAAAGCGCCCAAGCUUGUUUCCGUGUUUGGCUACUCGGCUAAUACGCCACCAGCCUGGACGGCCGCGACCGACGCCGACGGCACGUGGCGCUACGGCCUCGCCCCCGUUCUCGGGCUGGACGCAGCCACGAGCCCCAUCGGUGGCCGUGGCACCAUGUUUGGCGGAGGCGGCUCCGGCGCCAUUACGCCGCAGACGCACGUCUCGCCGCAAGAUGCCCUCGUCGCGCGUGCCGCCAAGGACGGCUUCACGCUCCGGCAGGACCUCACUUCGGCAACGCCCACUACCACUGUGGACCCGGCUUCGGACGUCUGCCUCGUGUUUGGCAACGCGUGGGCGCGCGAGGGCAACGACCGGCCGCAGCUCGAGGACGCAUACACAGAUAGUCUGGUGCGCGCGGUGGCGGACCGGUGCGCGCGGACCGUUGUCGUGCUGCACAAUGCCGGCCCGCGGCUCGUCGGCGGUUUUGCGGACGACCCCAACGUCACGGCCAUCCUGUUUGCGCACCUCCCCGGGCAGCAGGCGGGCGAUGCCGUCGUGGCCCUACUCUGGGGCGAUGCCAACCCGUCGGGCAAGCUGCCGUACACGGUGGCGCGGAGCGCGGCCGACUACGGGCCGCUGCUUGACCCUCAGGCCCAAGGCGGCAAGUCGCCGCAGGCCUACUUUCCGCAGGGCGUCUACACCGACUACAAGUACUUUGAGCGGGCGCACGUCGCGCCGCAGUACGAGUUUGGUUUCGGCCUGAGCUACACCCGCUUCGACUACGCCGACAUGGUGGUGCGGCGGGCCGCGGCGCCGGCCGCCGAGUACCCGAGCGGCGGGGUUGUGAGCGGCGGGCCGAGCGACCUCUGGGACGUGGUCGCGACGGUCAAGUGCACGCUCGUCAAUGGCGGCAAGGUGGCUGGCGCCGAGGCGGUGCAGCUGUACGUGCGCUUCCCGGGCAUGCAGGCCAAACAGCUGCGCGGCUUUGAGAAGCCGGUGCUGCGGCCGGGCGAGUCGACCGAGGUGUCGUUUGAGUUAACGAGGAGGGACCUGAGCGUCUGGAACACGGACGUACAGAAGUGGCAGCUGCAGAGAGGCAGCUAUCAGGUAUACAUUGGACGGAGUAGUAGUAAGCUGCCUCUCAUGGCGCACUUGACUGUUUAG